This is a messenger RNA of Staurois parvus, 198 nucleotides long. The record is from the annotation of a GenBank genome assembly. Lineage: Eukaryota; Metazoa; Chordata; Amphibia; Anura; Ranidae.
AUGUUUUACAUGGGAUUGUUCUUUGUCAACGUGCUGAUCCUGUAUUAUGCCUUCCUGAUGGAGUACAUCGCCCUCAAUGUGGGCAUCGUCUUCCUGCCCGAGGACAUGGACCAGGCGCUGGUGGACCUGGGGGUGCUGUCAGACCCCGCUUCUCUGCUCUACGACGCUGACAACGAGCUGGAGGGAUACCUGGAGUAA